GUGAUUCCUAAAAAGUGGGAUCAAAACAAGAAAAAAAUGCACUUGCAAGCCACCUUAUUUAUUGACAAGGAAGUGGAAUCUUGUACAGAAUAGUUCAACGAAUAAGGAAAUAUUAAUCUACCAUACUACUGACAAUGCCAGAGCAAGGAAGAAAAAGAAUGCUUAGUCAAGCAGCUGAGGGAUCAGACCAAUGCAGGACCAGGGGAAAUUUUAAGAAAACGAAAACUUCUAACAAUCCUUCUAAUGAAAAUCCACCUACAACAUCACAUGAGAUCAAAGAGAAUGAAAGUAUGGAAGAAACAUUCUCAUCUCCGCAAAAUUUUGAAACUACAAGCGAUCAUCACAAAAACACAAAGGAACCAUGCGCGAAAAGCAAAAUGGAGAAAGAAUUGCAAAACACACAGAACCAUCUUGAAGAAAUUGAAGAUUUAACUAACGAAAACCUAGAAAUUUCUUUCUCCUCCUCAUUGCAUGAAACAUUAGAUGAAGAUGAAAUGUCUGAAGAAGCAAGCAACAAGGUCAAUGCAUCGGUGUCGGGGUCUGCCAUGAGGUCAUAUGAUUUGAUAUCUGAUAAAGGAGCCAACUUCCUUAAACUCUGCUAUUUUAUCUGUAGAUUAGUUACCAAGGCUGCUAGAACAUGGUUUAAGUCCAAGUACCCGGAACGAAAAUUAAAGAAAAAACAAAAGAAACUAAGGAAAGCAAUGGGCAAUGACAACAACAAAACAUUUCUUAAACAAUCAGACGAGGAAAUUAUGGUCAUUUACGACGCACUAGAUAUUUCAUCAAUAGUGUACCUAUCAAGAAAACUCGGUACGAAUUCAGAGUGGAAGAAUUGCAAGUAAACGACCACUCCGAUGUAGCAGAAUUAAGAAGAAUCUAUGAGAUUAGGAAUAAAAUCGCCCACAAUAAUGUAGUAGAAAUAGAUGAAACCGACUUCAGAAAAA
Saccostrea cuccullata (small rock oyster) is the source of this 944-nucleotide messenger RNA. RefSeq lists its product as uncharacterized. The transcript is spliced from 3 exons. Lineage: Eukaryota; Metazoa; Mollusca; Bivalvia; Ostreida; Ostreidae. The record is from RefSeq and is a predicted model, not a curated record. Bases 135 to 842 code for a protein of 235 amino acids.